Molecule: messenger RNA, 642 nt
Organism: Gadus chalcogrammus (walleye pollock)
Lineage: Eukaryota; Metazoa; Chordata; Actinopteri; Gadiformes; Gadidae
Product: deoxynucleotidyltransferase terminal-interacting protein 1-like
Exons: 9
Coding region: 1-642 (213 amino acids)
Cellular component (GO): nucleus
Molecular function (GO): nucleosome binding; DNA binding
Source: RefSeq, a predicted model, not a curated record
AUGGACCUGCUGAGGGCGGUGCUCCAGCCCAGCUUCAACGAUGACAUCAUGGCCGUCUUCAGGAAGUACCAGCAGUUCCUUGACAAGGCAGCAGAGAACGUGAAGGAGAACGUGGGGGAAGACGUCCAGACGGACCUCCUGAUCACAGACACCUGCAGGAACCUGCUGGAGCAGGCCAAGCAGAUGUUCCCUGAAGCAGAGACCAAGUUGGCCCGUCCUGGGGUGGAGGCCAGCAUGAAGAGAUCCAGACAGACUGACGACGACUCCACACACAGAGGGAGCCCUGUUCCUAAGAAGAGGAAAGGUCGCCCCACUGCCCCGGCAGCAGCCUUUGACCGACCUUUGACCUACACUGCACCAUCUAAACCCAAAUCUUCGGAGCCAGUCAGAAGAGAAGGACCCAAGUAUGCUGCGGAUGCUCAGGAUAAACACUGGCUGGCAGAGAGACAACACAUGAGAGCUACUGGAGGGAAGAUGGCAUACCUGCUGAUCGAAGAGGACAUCCAGGACCUGUCUCGCAGCGACGACUAUAAGGAGUGUCCAGACUUGAGGAUGGAUGAGCUGAAGCCGUUCUCCGUUCCUAUCUGGAUGGUGGAGAAGAUGCAGCGAGCCAUGGAGGCCCAGCGCUCUGAGGCCCUCUGA